AUGAACCUACAAACACAUAGUUUGUCUCCAGAGAACCUGGAGGAGACCAUCAGUGACCUCAGUGAGGCACUGUGUGAGGCCAUCUCAGAGAUCAGGUCUCUGACCAUUGAAAUCAGGACACUUAGACAUGAGGUGGACCAGGUGAAGCUGGAGCAAAAGAGAACAAGGUCCACUCCCCUCAAACCUUCUGCUACAGCAGUGUCCUCCUCUCCUGCUUCUUCUGUCCACAGUCUACAUAAAAAGAUGACGCCAGAGAAAAGACGAGGAGAGAAAGUAGAGAAAAAAGCCACACCUGCAAGUCAAGAAGAUGUCGAGAUGAACGGGUCUCAGCUGGAGCUGCGUGUCGGACAAAUAAUUUUGGCGGAGAAGCAUCCCGACGCUGACCGGCUCGUUGCGGUCAAGGUGGACGUCGGACAGGCCUUGCCCAGGACUGUGGUGAGCGGUCUGCUCAAGCAGGUUCCUCUGCAGCACAUGCAGAACCGCAUGGUGGUCCUGCUGUGCAACCUGAGGCCGGCCAAGAUCCGGGGAGUCCUGUCCCAGGCUAUGGUCAUGUGUGUCACCUCAGCGGACAAGGUGGAGAUCCUGGAUCCUCCGGGAGGAGCAGAGCCGGGCGACAGAGUCACGUUCCUGGGCUUCCUGCAUGAACCCGAGAAAGAGCUCCACGCCAAGAAGAAGGAGCAGGUUCUACGAGACCUCCACACAGAUGCUCAGUGUGUCGCCACCUACAGGGGAGCUGCGUUUUACGUCAACGGCAAAGGAUUGUGCCGAGCGCAGACCCUGAGCAACUGUAGAAUCAAAUAA
Messenger RNA from Solea senegalensis (Senegalese sole), 801 nucleotides. RefSeq names its product aminoacyl tRNA synthase complex-interacting multifunctional protein 1-like. Gene Ontology annotation, molecular function: tRNA binding. The transcript has a single exon. The coding region runs from base 1 to 801 and encodes 266 amino acids. NCBI's taxonomy places the organism in Eukaryota, Metazoa, Chordata, Actinopteri, Pleuronectiformes, Soleidae. The record is from RefSeq and is a predicted model, not a curated record.